AUGAGAUAAUAAACUAGUUCUUUAAUUCAAUUGCUUUGCAAGUGUCUCAAGUUUCAAAAAACUAAAUCAUAAUGUUAUGAGUAGAUUAAGAAUCCUAUUGAAAUACCACCAUAAACUGAAAGAUCUAAAGUAAUUUUUUUAUUAGAUAAGGGGAGAAAAACUCUGGUAAUUGAUUUGGAUGAAACACUAGUCCACAGUUCUUUCGAACCUAUGAAAAUUAAUGAUUUAAUCGUUGAAGUAAGUUUAAAAAUAAAAAGGUUUCUAUGAACGAUUAAAAAUAUAAAAUUUAUGUUAACAUUAGACCAGGUGCCCAUGAUUUCAUUAAAGAAACCUCUAAAUAUUUUGAGCUGAUUGUUUUCACUGCUAGUAUUAGUGAAUAUGCGAAUUCUGUUAUUGAUUUUUUGGAUCCUCAAGGCUUAGUUGAUUUAAGAUUGUUUAGAGAAAAUUGCACUAUUUACAAAGACAUUCUCGUUAAAGAUCUUUCGUUAUUAAAAAGAAACUUAGAUUCAGUUAUUUUAAUUGAUGUAUUAUAAAUUUUCGAAUAUUUAGAACUCAGUAAACUCUUUUAUGUUUUAACCAAUGAAUGCUGUUCAUAUCCUAAACUAUUUUGAAGAUAAAACAGAUUAGGAAUUACCACUAAUGAUUCCUUUUUUAAAACUUCUGUCUCAAGUAUAAAAUUUAAUUUAAUUGAAGUUUCAAGAUGUUAGACCUGUACAUGAAUGGUUAUUUAAAUAUGCUCAUUUUGAUAAAUUUGAAUAUAUUGAUGUAAUGGGAACAAAGUAAGUUUUCUAUGAUUUGCCCACAAGCUCAGAUACUUAAAGAGAAAAAUUACUAAGUCCUGCUGAGACUCCAAAAUUGGAAGAACAUUAAAUAUUGAUUAAAUCAGGGAAUUAAAUAAAAAAUGAAAAAAAAUAAAAAUAGGAGGAAAUUAAUGUUGAAAUAGAAGAUUAAUAAAACGACUCAAUAUCAGCUGAUAGAUGCACAGAAACUCCUAAUAAAAGUGAAAGCAAUACGGAAUAAAUAACAGUUCUUAGAGAUAAUUUAAAUAUAAAUUCCCCUAACUCAGUUGGCAAAUAAAUAUUAUUUCCUCAAGUUUGA
Paramecium primaurelia is the source of this 1098-nucleotide messenger RNA. The record is from the annotation of a GenBank genome assembly. Lineage: Eukaryota; Ciliophora; Oligohymenophorea; Peniculida; Parameciidae.